AAAGUUCGGAAAUUGACACCUAGCCCAUUUUGUGUAAUCGGUGUUGAAAGCCGGUACUAUUUUUCAGUGAGGCGCAGUGAUAUCUAGUGGGGAGUGGCGCGGUUUUGGUCACAUGGACCAAUCAGGUAGCAGCUUUAUUCUAACAACAUACCUGCUAUGGCGACGACAACAUCCGAGAGUGAAGAGGAACGAAAGACCUCAAAAGUUAGAAAAAAAGUGCGUAAAGAGGAAAAUAAAAGAUGCUAUAUGCAUCUUUCAUCUGUGAACAAUGAGGACGUCCAGCACUUCACUCGGACACGGUGGGACACAUACAGAAACUAUUUAAAACAGUGGCUUUGUCUGCAAGACCAGAACAAGCAUCUGGCAGAAAUCUAUAAACAUUGCUCGGAUGUAGAUUUUGACGCUAUUCCUGACGACGCUGGGUUUCACGCAACAUGCUACCGACGUUUUACAGAUAAAUCUGCAUUGUUUUAUGCCGAGAAAAGGACCGCACGGGCGGUGGGAGAACCAUCUGCAGCCGCAGGUCAGUCAGCAGGCACGUCUGAAACUCCCCGAAAGAAACUUCGAUCUCGUUCAGGUUUGCCCGUUGCUUCUGCCGGCCCCGUCCUGCCAGCCAUCUGUAUAAUUUGUCAAAAAGUGGAAAAGUACACUCGUGUGGGAGGAAAACGCCAGAGGGAUCAACUCACACAAGCAGAAACCGUGUCGGCAGGCCAGUUGCUGAAGGCAGCUGAGAUUAAGAAAGAUGCUGCCAUUCUUCUGCACAUCAACGACAAAGACUGUGUUGCUAUAGAGGUCCGGUACCAUAGGACCUGUUACAGACAGUACACCAGGUUCUUGUCACUGUCUACAGCAACGCACACUGCAACCAGAGAUGAAGAAAUACAACCCUUUGCUGACAGCUACAACCUCUUCUGUGACCAAGUGAUCCGUCAAAGGAUUAUAAUUGACAAAGAGGUGCUGAGAAUGGACAAGCUAAGGAAGUUGUUCGUGGACACCGUUAAGAAGCACGAAGAUCUUGAUGCUUCAGGCUACAGGAGGGAUAAACUGAAAAGAAGGUUGGUCCGUGAUUUCCCCCAGCUGGUUUUCCACUGCCCUCCCCAGCGCAACGUCUCUGAAAUGGUUUUUGUUGAGACAUUAUCGUUAGCAGACAGGGUACCUCUGCCAUCAGGCACAUCACCAUCAUCUACCGAGUCAACUGAGGUGAGCCAAGCUGAAAGCCAAGCUGAAAGUGACAGUGAACACACGGCUAGUACAACAGCUGGUCAGAAUACCACGGAGAACACAAGGACACUUUACAGUGCAGGGCUGAUAUUGAAGCGCCUUCUAAGUGACUCUCCCGGUAUGAAAUGCCCGUGGCCUCCCACAGCAGAGGAUUUAAAUGUAUCUGAAGCUAAAUCUGUUGUGCCUGUUGAACUGUACAACUUCAUUGCCUGGAUUAUAGGUGCAACAGAAGAGCCAACACUAGCCUGUUAUGUUGAUGUUCCUGAUGAUGUGAAUCUAAAGGUUAUCUCUCUUUGUCAAGACAUUGUGUAUCUGGCAUCUAAAGGUCGAAAGCAGACACCCAAGUCAUUGUGUCUUGGUCUAACUGUUCGCCAUUUAACAGGUUCAUCAAAUGUUCUGUCACUGCUGAAUAGGUUAGGACAUUGUGCUUCACGGGACACAGUUGUCAGUCUUGACACUAGCCUUGCUCAGCUACAACUUUUAGAGGGUAGAAACAAAAUACCCAAGGGAUUCGCACAGAAGGCACCCACAAUACUGGUGUGGGACAACAUUGAUUUUGGGGAGGAGACACUGUCAGGUCAUGGAACUACUCACCACACAAAUGGCAUUAUGCUCCAAAGUUCUGUCACACCAUACCUUCACAGGUUGUGACUCGACCAGUGCCUUUCAUGGCAAGGGCAAAAGGAAGACAUUUUCUCUUGCUUGUCAGAAAGACGAAUACCUGACUGCGUUCUCAAAUCUGGGCAGCAGUUUUAACCUUGACCAGUCUACGUUCAAAACACUGAGCAAAUAUGUGUGCCACCUGUAUGGACAGGCAUCUGCCAAAGACGUGAACGAU
This is a messenger RNA of Entelurus aequoreus (snake pipefish), 2059 nucleotides long. RefSeq lists its product as uncharacterized. Lineage: Eukaryota; Metazoa; Chordata; Actinopteri; Syngnathiformes; Syngnathidae. The coding region runs from base 157 to 1872 and encodes 571 amino acids. The transcript has 4 exons. The record is from RefSeq and is a predicted model, not a curated record.